Psammomys obesus (fat sand rat) is the source of this 878-nucleotide messenger RNA. RefSeq names its product basic leucine zipper ATF-like transcription factor (gene Batf). NCBI's taxonomy places the organism in Eukaryota, Metazoa, Chordata, Mammalia, Rodentia, Muridae. Gene Ontology annotation, molecular function: DNA-binding transcription factor activity, RNA polymerase II-specific; RNA polymerase II cis-regulatory region sequence-specific DNA binding. The coding region runs from base 227 to 604 and encodes 125 amino acids. Gene Ontology annotation, cellular component: nucleus. Gene Ontology annotation, biological process: regulation of transcription by RNA polymerase II. The record is from RefSeq and is a predicted model, not a curated record. The transcript is spliced from 3 exons.
GCGUGUGCGCAAGCCCCAAAGUCAGCGAGAUGUCCCUGCGGGGAGCAGUCCCUCUGCACCCCAGAGAGAGGAGGACGCAGGGGUCUGUCGGAGGUGGCCUCUGGGCGAGCAGGGGAGGCGCCGGUGGAAGGUGUCGGGCUGGUGGACCCCUAGCACUCAGGAAGGGGAGCCGGCGAGCGAGAAGGGGCAUCUGGGACGGUGCGCGAGAGCCCGGAAGACUCCAGCCAUGCCUCACAGCUCCGACAGCAGCGACUCCAGCUUCAGCCGCUCUCCUCCCCCUGGCAAGCAGGACUCAUCCGACGAUGUGAGAAAAGUUCAGAGGAGGGAGAAGAACCGUAUCGCUGCCCAGAAGAGCCGGCAGAGGCAGACACAGAAAGCCGACACCCUGCACUUGGAGAGCGAAGACCUGGAGAAACAGAACGCAGCUCUGCGCAAGGAGAUCAAACAACUCACGGAGGAGCUCAAGUACUUCACCUCGGUGCUGAGCAGCCACGAGCCCCUGUGCUCUGUGCUGGCCAGCGGCACGCCCUCGCCCCCGGAGGUGGUGUACAGCGUGCCUGCCUUCCAUCAGCCUCACAUCAGCUCCCCGCGCUUCCAGCCCUGAGCUUCCGGGACAGGAGGAGGUCGGAGCCUCCCCAGCGAUGCUACUCCCACUGGCCAUUGGAGGGGCAUGCAAACCUAGGCCAGGCUGCCCUCAUAGCUCCAUGCGGAGACCCAGUGGCAGGGGCCUGGACAAGUAGUGAACACAAGAACUACAGUGGCCGGAAGGACUUGAAGCUGCAGGAAAUUAUACCCAAUGGACUCCACCCUACAUGAAAGAAGCGGCUGCCCCGGAGUGUCAUGGAUGAUGCCCCAGAACCCAUAGCACAGAAGGGAGA